Linum trigynum is the source of this 7303-nucleotide messenger RNA. The record is from the annotation of a GenBank genome assembly. Lineage: Eukaryota; Viridiplantae; Streptophyta; Magnoliopsida; Malpighiales; Linaceae.
AACACCAUUUUGGGUUUUAUCAGCAAUAUUGAGCUAUAGAAGAUUUUUAGUGAAGCUAUGAGACCCAGGGAGUUUUGCAUUACUUUGCAAUAUUGGUACUUUUAAGAUUUCUAGAAGUUUACAUCGAUUCUGGCGCAAACAUUAAUAUGAUGUCAUAUUGCUUGUUUAAGAAGCUCAGUUUAGAGAAUCUAACACCCAUUCACAUGAGUAUCCAGUUAGAAUAUGAAUCCUUACAUCAACCUAGAGGCAUGAUGGUCAAUAACCAUGCAGAAAUGCCACAUCACUACUAGAUCACCAUGAAUGGAAGGCCCGUAACCCUUUCCUAUAUAAAUUUUAACGGGCUAUAUCUCUCUUAUUUUAAGUCCUAACUUGAAUUUUUUUUUUAUAAAUAAAUCAGAAAAUUAUGCUUUUAAGAAUGAUAUCCUCUUUGAUAUAUUUUUGGAAUAAAAAAAUUCAGACAUGGUACCUGUCUAUACCAUGGUAAUAAUGCUUGGUAGUGCAUAAAGUCAUACCAUGCGGUACUGAAGUGUUCCAGGUGGUAUGAACAUACCAGAGUGUAUAAUAAUUGAAUACAUAAUAGUAGAAAUACACAAACUGUCAUUUACCACAUUCAUCAUUGUGUACCACUAGUUACCAAUCCUAUAUUAGGGUGGUAUUGAGUGGCACGUUAUAGUCCAGUUCUCUCCCCUCCCCCCCCCCCCCCCCCCCCCCCAAUAAAUUUGUAGAUCCAAUAAAUCACAAAAAAAAUUCGUUCCAUCUAUGCAAAGAAUUUGAAAAUUUGAGUUAGAAACGAAGGUGGUACCAACUAAUGAGUGGUAUGAAAUAUAUUUUAUCAAAAUAUAUUGAAAAUGGAUAUCAUUUUGUUGAUCACAACAAACUCGUUUUAUCUAUGUAACAAAAUUGAAUUCUAUGUUAACAAAAAGAUAAGAGUCUAUUAAUAAAAUUAGAGAAAAUAAAAAUUAUUAAUUAUAACCUAUUAAAUCUGGAUUUUCUUACCCCAUCAAAUCUAAGACUCCAAAUCUAGUAAUGGAAGGGUGCAUAACCCCCGGCUCAAAUAAGUGAAUAACACAUCCCAAAAUAAGGGCUCAAGAUAGGGUGCAUAACCAUGGGUUAUGCAUCCAUCAAUAACCAAAUCUGGACCCUUCAUUUAGAAAAUCUAGAUCUAAGGAUGGAAAAUUAAGGACCAUUUUUAUGUUUCCUAGCUUUCUUAAUCGGCUCAUAUCUUUUUCGUUUUAACUCGAAUUUUUUUUUUGCACAGAUGGAACGAGUUCAUCGUGCUCUACCAAAUGAGAAUAAUUUUCAAUAUUUUUUUAGAAAUAAAAAUUAUGGCAUCUCGGUACCAACUGCAUACCAUAUGGUAUCUUCUUCGUUUUUAAUUCGCUUUUGAAAAAGUUUGCACAGAAGGGACGAGUUCAUCAUGAUCUAUUGGAUCUACAAAUUUCUUGGUGAACAAAUUACAGGACCAAAAAAUACCACACAAUACCAUACAAUACCACCCUGGUACGGGGUGGUAUUGUAUGGUAUCUUCUUCGUUUUUAAUUCGUUUUUAAAAACGUUUGCACAGAAAGGACGAGUUCAUCAUGAUCUAUUGCAUCUACAAAUUUCUGAGUGAACAAAUUACAGGACCAAAAAAUACCACACAAUACCACCCUGGUACGGGGUGGUAUUGUAUGGUAUACUAUGUGAAAAGUCGUAAACGACAAUUAAUAUACUUCUACUAUCAUGCAUUCAACCAUCCUACAGUCUUGGUUUGUUCAUACCACCAUGGUACGUUUCUCAAACCAUAGGUAUGCUUUUAUUUCAAUACCAGUCAAUACCAUAUGGUAUAGACUGGUAAAAAAUGGCUCAAUUUUUUUUGUUCGAAAAAUAUAUUAAAGUGGAUAUCAUUUUGAAGAGCACAAUUAAUCUGAUAUGACUGUGCAAAGAAAAUUAAAUUUCGACUUAAAAUGAGUGAGAAAUCGUCCGUCAAAGAUUAAAGAGGGAGAAAUUAAAGGCUUUCCAGGAGAGAGAGGAUGCUGAUGUCAUGCUGAUGUGGUCUGGUUACUCAUGGUUACUCACCAUAAGGUUACUGACCUGAUCCGUUCCCAAAAUAAGUGCUUCGAUCAAGAUAACCACUAGAUUAAAUAAGAAAAGAAUGGUGGCCAAUAAAAUGCCAAAUUAUUAAAUCUCCGUUUUCAUGGUUCUUUCUUUCAGCAAGUGCAUAAAUCUUCAUAAUAGUAUAAGCAAUACAUUAUACGUAUCAUACUUUAUUUGAAUCACACAAAUGGUAAGAGUAUCGAAUCAAUGUUUUCCAAAAAAAAUUUUAUAUUCUUCAACUAUAAAUAUCGAUUUACAUUGAAACUCUCAAUUCAUUCAGAUUAAUAUUUUGAGCAUAUAUAUCAAAAGUAAAUAUGAAGCCAAUCGUUUCAUUUUCUUUUCUCAUUUUCGUCUUCUUUGUCACAGGAGUAGCAACAGCAACUAGGAUGGACAAUAAAAUAAAAAAAUAAAAAACUAGGAUGGACAACGAAUGUCAUUCUGUAGCGAAUCUAAAAGACAAUCACACAAUUGAGAUUGUGUAAUUCGCAAUAAAAUACAUCGAUAAAGCACUUGGUGGAGCUGACUUAAAGCUAGUUCAUGUCGAUAAAGGCUUAUUUCAAAACGUUGAAGAUGGUGUUAUCUAUCGCUUUGUUUUUAGGGCCUUCGAAAUUAACACUCAAUUUUACGAAGCAACCAUUUUAGAGAGGCACAAUGGUGACUUGAAGGUUCUCUCAUAUGCUAAAUGAUUGCAUUUUGCUGAUUGUAAUUUUCUAAAUGGAUGAUAAUGUGGAUGUGAUUCCCUUCAAUAAUUUUACAAUAAAAUAAUGAAAAUUCCCCAAAAAAUAUAAUUGUCUUUACUGUUAGUGGUUGUGUUGUAUUUCCAUUCAAUAUUGUAGCACGUAACAAUUUCAAUUUGUUGAUGUCUGGAUAAAGGAUUGUUAAGGUGGUUUGAGAGUGAAUGAACUAUCUAUCUCUAUCUCUACACAUAUUGGAAUGGGAAAACUGCAAUUCCUAUUUCAAAUUUCGUGGCUUGAGAGUGUGUCUAUGAACGUCAUUUCCGUAAUUGUGCCCAAUUUCUUUUUAUAUGUUAAAAUAUUAUUAUUGGGAUAUGAAAUUGCACUUAAAUGAAAGAAGAGCACUAAAACCAACUAGGCUAUAUUGUAUUUAAUGCAAUUUUUAUUUAACUCUAGAAACAUAUUUUUUGUUGACGACUUCAUAUUUAUAUUUUAUUUGAAGUUAUCUAUAUCUUAUAAAAAGAGAAUAAUUCUGAUAUCGAAGCUCAAAUAACAAUGAUUUGAACAUGAAAUUUUAAAUUGUAUGUGUGGUUUAGUUUAGACAAAAUACAGACAAUAACAAAUAUAAUAAAGUAUGUUAAUCCAACAUUUUUGUGUGGACUUGCCAACUAGCGAAUUUCGGCAUUUUUAUUCUAAUUAACUUAAAAGUAACUAAAUAAGUUUGAAUAAUAAAAAAAUUGAAAAAUAUUUUACUAAUAAAUAGUCAUUACCCUAAAUAAAAAAGAGAAGAAAGAUGCACUAUAUUUCUUUUAAGAAAAAAGAAAAAUUAAGAUAACAAAUGAAUGGUCGGCUGGUCGCACUCACAUAACCUCUCAGUCCAACUCUUAUUAUCUUUGCAUAAAAAACUAAUACAUAUUUUGGGAGUUACAAUUUACACUGAGCCCUUUUUCUCAGCCCAACCCAGCACCCCCACGUUCAUUCAUCAACGAAACUCGUCAGCUCCAUCAUAACAAAACAGCAAAUUUGCCUCGAGAUCCUCUUGGAUUCUCUCAUCAGUCCCGCUCGAUGCCACCGUUCCUUCUCCCCGUUGAAAAUCACUCGCAGCAAAUCUGCCUUCUUGUGUGCAAUAAUUUGGACUAAAAUGUAAAUAAAUAUAAAUUAGGGUAGUCACACAGAGUGGUAAUAAAGAAUAGGUUAGAGGAAUCUUAUGUAAUAGGUCAGAACUUAGCUUAUCGAUUCGUGGAGCGGGAGCGAGAGCGAGAAAGCAACUAUUUUGCGAGAAUUGUAUUUCGAGAGUAUGAAGAGAGUGUUCAUAUUAUAUUAUUUUAAUUAAUAUAUUAUAUAAUAUACUGACAAAACUUGUACAAAAGAACAAAGUUGUAAUUGCUACUUGUACUAAACUACUAAUUAAUUUUAUACAUAGGGUAAGAUAAUGUCCUAAAGCCAACUUUUGAGCCUUCCAGUUCGUUUAGUUAGAUUGGUUUUCUAUAAAAGUGGGCUUUAGUUUUAGGUUUUAACCAUGGCUUAGAGUAUCCAUUUGAAGCCCAUAUCUAUUUGGAGCUCAUAAGUAAGUUAACAUAUGAGAAGAGUAAGGAUUUAUUCUCCCUGCAUUCUGUCAUCUUCUUCGUUUCUUUCUUCUUCAACUCUUUGCUGACGACACAGUCAUAUUUGGCCGAGCAACCACAGAUGAGGCCACAAGAAUUAUGGACAUCAUCAAUCAGUACGGAGCAACCACGGGGCAAGAAGUUAAUGCAACAAAGUCGUCAAUUUUCUUCAGCCAUAAUGUCACAAACGCAGAGAAAGAGGAGAUCAUUGACACUAUUGGCUUUGCGCCAACCAAUUGCCACUCACAAUAUCUUGGAGUCCCAACAGAGUGGGAAAGAUCUAAGAAGGAGACGUUUAAGUUCUUGUGACAAAGAAUGGAGAAAAAAGGUGAGGGGUGGAAUAGCCUCCUUCUCUCCCUUGGGGGAAAGGAAACUUUGCUGAAAGCGAUCUUUCAAGCCAUACCCACAUUCAUAAUGUGCCUUUUUCUCCUGCCUAUCGCUACCAUUAAUAAGAUGGAUGCUCUUCUCCGAAGGUUCUUCUGGUCAGGUUCCCUAAACAACAAAUCUAUCCACUAGAUUAAGGGGCAGUUUCUUUGUGACCCCAAGGAGGAGGGUGGCCUCGGCUUCCGCUCGUUUAGAGAGUUCAACUUGUUCCUCCUGGCAAAAAAAUCGUGGAGACUUCUCACGAACCCAAACUCUCUAUGGGGUAGACUUCUCAAAGGGUUGUACUUCCCCCGAACGGACUUCCUUUCAGCUAAAAAAGGAUCACGUCCAUCUUGGAUAUGGGCAAGCCUCUGGGAAGCAAGAAAUUUGAUGAGGAAAGGGACAAUCAGAGUUAUUGGGAAUGGCCAGAGCACUAGAGCGUUCAAAGACCCAUGGAUUCCUGGGAUGAAUGGGGAGGCCAUCUCGACAGGGACAAAUGACAACACUCUGGUGGCUGAUUGGAUCGAUGGCCAGAUCCGUUCAUGGAACUCCCACAUAUUUCCGCCAUCGACUAAUCCUGUUUUCUCUCAACGUAUUGAAAGCAUCCUGAUUGGAACGGAGGAAGCAGAGGACUUCUGGGCCUGGGCCCCCCACCCAAAUGGCACUUCUCGGUUAGCUCUGCCUACCACUUCUUCUAUGAGCAUAAAAAGGAAUGCUACAAGUACUGAGCCCCCACCCUCCCAAAUGGAAAGGGAUCGUUAGAAAUGGCUAUGGAGCCUCUCACUCCCUCAGAAGAUUAAAAAUUUUAUCUGGAAAUGUUCACGGGGAGCUAUUGCAACAAAAAGUAAGUUGUACUCAAGGAAAUGCUCCCCAUCUCCGAUGUGCCCACUCUGUACUGUACACACUGAAACCAUCAAUCACUUCCUCUUCCAAUGCCAACAUGCACAACAAUCGUGGAUGGCAAUGUUCCCUUCUUUUCCUGCUCCCCCGGAGAGUCUCGAUUUUGGAGUAGCUGUCCAGCCUUCUUCCAAACACUCCUGUCAAUUCCAUCCAGACCAUCAACUUCCUUACGUGGCAUAUUUGGAAGGCCAUGAAAUUAGAAGAUUUUCAGAGGGACCACUCUUUGGCCACCGGCCACCUAUGAUAAGGCGUCCAAAGAUGUAGUCUCCUGGGUGGCAUGUCCUCACCAUUCCGGAAUUCAUCACACCACCAGGCUAGGACAUCCCUGAUCCAAUAAUCUUCACCGUCGAUUUCUCAUUUCUUUGAGUUACACUGUGAUGGGUCAUUUAUUUAUGACCCCCAAAAGGCAACUUAUGUUGUCAUUGUUCUUGACAAUCCUGGAGAAAUUUGUGAUGGGAGGGCUGGACCAGUCUUGUGUUCAUCCCCCAUUGAAGUAGAAGCCAGAGCUCUCUUGGAAGCUGUCCGUCUGGCAGAGUCUCUCCAGGUUCCUUGCAUGAUCAAAAUGGAUUGUAUGGCCCUUGUGUUGGCACUGUCCUCAGACCCCCCUGUUUGGCCAUGGCGAGUCUCGGCUUGGCUUGGGAUCAUCUCUAGUCUCACUCAUCAUUCCAGUUGCAUCAGGAUUUCCUUUUUCCGACGUAAGCUCAACUUGAAAGCUGACUGAGUUGCUCGAGCUUUUGUUAGAGAUGAACUCCCUACUGAUUGGAUUACUGUACUUAAUCUCAUCUCCCACCUGCUGUAAUCCUCUUUGUACUGCUUCUUGGCUCGGGAUGAAUAUAUUGAAAGGAUCUUCACUAUAAAAAAAACUCUCCCCUUCACCCCUUUCUCUGUAAAAGGUCAAAUCCCUAAAAUUAAGUCUGGUAGAAUUUCAACACUGAGUUUCACCAUCGCAAAGAUCUCUCUCUCAUCUCUUCUUUCUACUCCACCACCGGAUCUCUCACGGUAGUGUAGCGACGGAGACUGCCAAACCCGUCGCCGCCGUCUCCCUCUCUCUCCCACUGAACAUUCUAGGAGGUCUCUUAUCCGCAUUAUCCCCACAUAUUUCACGAUCUCCUCAAUUGGUAAAAUCUUUUCGGAUGCAUGCAGAGACUCCGACCUCUGCCCACCUUCCUUCGUCAACCCAACCAGCAAUUUCAUCUCAUCCACCAUCUCGGCAGUCACUAAUGCCGGUGGUUCCUCUUAUGCUGUUUUUGAGAAAUAAAGUCGCGAAUUAGUUUACAAAAAUCAUGCUCCAACAUAAAGUAAUUCAUGAAUUUUGUGUGAACCCCUAAUUUGCAUUUCAACGCUCCAAGUCGGGAUCGUCGACCCAUUCCUGGCGAAUUGUGUGACCUAAGACAGAACGCAACAUACAAAUAGUUCCACACUAUGCUAAUUGCUGCGUGUGCUAAUAACAGACAUAAUGAUCUCUCUUUCCCUCUCUCUUCCUUCUUCUCAGCUUUUCCCUCCCUUUUCUAACGUCUCUCUCUCGGAGCUCAUUCCUCUACUUCAUUUGCCAUUCCAAUUUCUUCAUCGAAAGCACAAUUCCAAGAUGGGACGUUGGAAGGUGGUAUCAGAGUCUGGUUCUUGACAGGAUGACAAAGAAACAACUAAAGGAGAAUUUAGUUUCCUCCAUAAAUCGUACAAAAAUAG